Callorhinchus milii (elephant shark) is the source of this 1857-nucleotide messenger RNA. RefSeq names its product methyltransferase like 24 (gene mettl24). Bases 86 to 1126 code for a protein of 346 amino acids. The transcript is spliced from 5 exons. The record is from RefSeq and is a predicted model, not a curated record. NCBI's taxonomy places the organism in Eukaryota, Metazoa, Chordata, Chondrichthyes, Chimaeriformes, Callorhinchidae.
GAAGCGGCUGAAGCCGUGCUGUGGCUGUGGCUGUGGUUGGGUGCCGCUGUGUGUGCUGCUGGUGCUGCUGGUGCUGUGGGUGCAGAUGUGGGCAGUCUGGCGCUGGCAGCUGGUGAGGGGCAGCGGGAAGGCAGAGCCGGAGCCCCGCACAGGCACCAGAGCCGCCGGGGGGGAAGCUCGGGAGCCCGGGUCCUGGAAAAAGGCAGACUUCGGGAGGAAGCAAGUGACUUAUGUCAGGAGUUUGAAACGGGAUCGUACCCCACAACAACAACAACAACAACAACAAGAGGAGCAGGAGGGGGAGGGCUGCUGCCACAUCCCCCCUCAACACAGCAAACCCAAGUUUGUUCGAUGGCACAUUGACCUGCAGUCCUGGGCUGGUCCAACACAUUCCUUAGAGGAGGAGGCUGCCAGGUUCCUGGCCUACAUCAGCAAUACUCAGAUCUCUUGUGCCAAUGUAAAUGAAAAGGAUUUAAGUAGCGACCAGGAGUUAACCAUGGAACGGUGGCCUAUCUGCCUGGAUGACAGGUUUGGCCUGUCUCGUCAGAUGCUUCGUGGGCGAUGCCGAAUUUACUCCCUGGGGCUGGAGAUUGAAGACAAGCAUUUCGAAGAGGGCUUGGCCAAGGCGGGAUGUGAAGUUCACUGUUUUGACCCCAGCAUCAAAGAGCCUCAUAUUCAGCAGAGUAACGGUCUGUGGCACCAUCGAGUUUCAGUAGACUGGAGGGACCCCAACCCUGCUAUUGCUGCCCAGAAGCAUUACAGAACUAUAAAAAAACUGGGCACAAUUAUGAAUGAUUAUCAACAUCAAAAGAUUGAUCUUCUCAAGUUAGAUAUGGAGAGUGCAGAGUGGAAGAUUCUAGAAAACCUAAUUUUGGAAAACGUCAUUGAUCAAAUUGGGCAGCUGAUGUUUGUCAUCCACCUACACUGGCCUGGCUUUGAAGUCGGCGGGGAUGACAGCAGUGUAGUGCGGUACUGGUACAGCCUCCUGAAGGAACUGGAACUCAAGAACUUCAAGCUUUUUCACAGUCACAAGAAUCUAAAUAAGCCACAGAUCUUCCUGCAAAAACGUGUGUUCAAUGCUAGCAGCAGCUAUACACUUAGCUGGGUCAACACUCUGUGGAGAUAAUGUUGAAGUAAAGACUAUUGGUCAGAAACUGCAUUGAUCUGUGCUGUGAAAGCAUUGCUCAAAUGCUGCCAUUUUAUCCCAAAUUGGGCCACACCAUAGGGCUUGCAUUCUCUUGCAUCAGAGCAAAUCAUCGGAGAUCAAUGGCAUGCAAUUAUUUAAAUACAAAACAAAACUAUUCUGAAGAAUAGUGCCUUCAGCAUCUGGGACCCUUUGACAGAACAGUUUCAGUAGUACUAGGUGGACCUAUUUCUACAUUGUCACUCUUGAUCUGAUUCCAUGGCCUUGUUGACAGCACAGUGAGCAGAACUACUGUGCGAUUUUGAUAUGAUUAAUGAAGCAGAUGCAUUUAUCAGUCUAUUUGGGUCCGUGUAUAAUGUGAGCAAGUUUAGUCAGCUAUUACACAUCUUAUGAGACAAAGGUUGCUGGAUGGAAGUGCAAUUGGGUCUCUUUGAUCUCUUAGGCAUUUAAAAAGACUCAGUUCUUAGAACAUAGGUCUUAGAGAAAGGUGAUAAAAUGGUCUAAACGUCAGAUUGAAACAAUGGAAAUAAAAGAUUCAAGCGAUUCUUUUAAAUGACCUCCCUUAUUGCCUUUGUUCUAAAUACAUACAGAAGUUAUUGUAUAAAACAAGGAACAAGGCUUGGCAGAGCUGGAAGCCUGGAGUGGGGGAGCUGCUCAAGAAUGCAUUCACAAAUAAUAAUAAUCCUUGCAUUUGAUAUAGUGCUUUUUACUUU